Molecule: messenger RNA, 447 nt
Organism: Brassicogethes aeneus
Lineage: Eukaryota; Metazoa; Arthropoda; Insecta; Coleoptera; Nitidulidae
Source: the annotation of a GenBank genome assembly
AUGAAAACUGAAUCAAGAAAUAGUGGAGCACCCAUGUCUGAAAGCAGAAAAGUAAGAAAACCUUUAAUGGAGAAAAAACGAAGAGCCAGAAUAAAUGACAGCCUGGAAACCCUCAAACAAAUUCUCCUAGACUCAAAAACGACUCUUAAGGAAUCCAAGAAAAAUGGACAACGCACUGCUAAAUUGGAAAAAGCUGAUAUCUUGGAGAUGACUGUCCAGUACUUGCAACAUUUACAUACAAAAUUAAACAACGAAAUCAACAAACAAUCGAAAGAAGAAAUGAUGAUAAAAUCAUCUGAAAGUGUUAAAAUGGGUGUAACAUUAAUACCAACUAAACUAAAAAGUGGUGAAAUUGUUUUUGUUAUGCCAUCGAAUUUAAAUAGUUCAGUUCAACAAAAAGAAAACUAUCAGCCGCAUUUGAAUCAAAAUGUUUGGAGGCCUUGGUAG